UCUGCUCUUUGUGUGGGGUGGAUUAGCACAGGGUUUGGUACAGGGCGAAACUGGAGCAUCAGUCCACACAGAAGACGAGAGGAAUCAGAAAAUACACACGAAUAUUAAAAAAUAAUAAUAAAAGGAAAGAAGCCACCGGAUCGUCGUCGCAGACCGCGACACCGUCCGCCCGCCCGUUAGUCCGCCGGACGGACAUGCAUUUAUAUCAGACCGGGCUGUUUUUUGAGUGACACUUCAUUACCAUGACGACGCACGUGACGCUGGAAGAUGCUCUGUCCAAUGUGGACCUGCUGGAAGAGCUGCCCCUGCCAGACCAGCAGCCAUGCAUCGAGCCCCCUCCCUCCUCCAUCAUGUACCAGGCCAACUUUGACACCAACUUUGAAGACAGGAAUGCGUUUGUGACGGGCAUCGCUCGCUACAUAGAGCAAGCCACAGUCCACUCCAGCAUGAACGAGAUGCUGGAAGAAGGACAUGAGUAUGCUGUGAUGCUUUACACCUGGAGGAGCUGCUCCAGAGCCAUUCCUCAGGUGAAAUGCAACGAGCAGCCCAACAGAGUGGAGAUCUAUGAGAAAACAGUGGAGGUUCUGGAGCCUGAAGUGACCAAGCUUAUGAAGUUCAUGUACUUCCAGAGGAAAGCUAUAGAACGCUUCUGCAGUGAAGUAAAGCGACUCUGCCACGCUGAGAGAAGGAAAGACUUCGUGUCAGAGGCGUAUCUGCUCACCCUGGGAAAAUUCAUCAACAUGUUCGCAGUGCUGGAUGAGCUCAAGAAUAUGAAGUGUAGUGUGAAGAACGAUCACUCUGCUUACAAACGAGCUGCUCAGUUCUUGAGGAAGAUGGCCGACCCUCAGUCCAUCCAGGAGUCCCAAAAUCUUUCCAUGUUUUUAGCAAACCAUAACAGGAUCACUCAGUGCCUGCACCAGCAGCUGGAGGUGAUUCCAGGAUAUGAAGAACUUUUGGCUGAUAUUGUCAACAUCUGCGUUGACUAUUAUGAGAACAAAAUGUAUUUGACGCCGAGUGAGAAACACAUGCUGCUAAAGGUUAUGGGCUUUGGUCUGUACUUGAUGGAUGGAAAUGUAAGUAAUAUCUACAAAUUAGACGCCAAGAAGAGGAUCAACUUGAGCAAGAUUGACAAAUUCUUCAAACUUCAAGUCGUACCACUUUUUGGAGACAUGCAGAUCGAGUUGUCACGCUACAUCGAGACAAGUGCUCACUACGAGGAAAACAAGUCCAAGUGGACGUGCACUCAGAGCAGCAUCUCACCGCAGUACAACCUGUGUGAGCAGAUGGUGCAGAUCAGGGACGACCACAUUCGCUUCAUCUCGGAGCUUGCGCGCUACAGCAACAGCGAAGUGGUGACGGGUUCCGGGCUGGACAGCCAGAAGUCUGAUGAGGAGUACAGGGAGCUGUUUGACCUGGCUCUGAGGGGUCUGCAGCUGUUGUCAAAGUGGAGCACCCACGUCAUGGAAGUGUACUCAUGGAAGUUGGUACAUCCCACAGAUAAAUUCUGUAAUAAGGACUGUCCAGGCACAGCAGAAGAGUAUGAACGCGCCACAAGGUACAACUACACCAGUGAGGAGAAGUUUGCCCUGGUGGAGGUCAUUGCUAUGAUUAAAGGGCUGCAGGUGCUCAUGGGUCGUAUGGAGUCGGUGUUCAAUCAGGCUAUCAGGAAUACAAUCUAUGCAGCCCUGCAAGACUUUGCUCAAAUGACCCUCAGAGAGCCGCUACGCCAAGCGGUGCGCAAGAAGAAGAAUGUCCUCAUUAGUGUUCUCCAGGCAAUUCGAAAGACUGUCUGUGACUGGGAAGGAGCAAGAGAGCCUCCGAAUGACCCCUGUCUGAGAGGCGAAAAGGAUCCAAAGGGCGGUUUUGACAUCAAGGUGCCCCGUAGAGCUGUGGGACCCUCCAGCACCCAGUUGUACAUGGUCCGCACCAUGCUGGAGUCCCUGAUAGCAGACAAAAGUGGAUCGAAGAAGACUCUCCGCAGCAGUUUGGAUGGACCCAUAGUGCAGGCCAUCGAAGAUUUCCAUAAGCAGUCCUUCUUCUUCACACAUUUACUGAACUUUAGUGAGGCCCUGCAGCAGUGCUGCGACCUGUCCCAGCUCUGGUUCAGGGAGUUCUUCCUGGAGCUGACCAUGGGCCGCAGAAUCCAGUUCCCCAUUGAAAUGUCCAUGCCAUGGAUCCUUACUGACCACAUCCUGGAGACAAAGGAGCCUUCCAUGAUGGAGUAUGUGCUGUACCCCCUUGAUUUGUACAACGACAGUGCCUACUAUGCUCUUACAAAGUUUAAAAAGCAGUUCCUCUAUGAUGAAAUUGAGGCUGAGGUAAACCUGUGCUUUGACCAGUUUGUCUACAAGUUGGCAGAUCAGAUCUUUGCCUAUUAUAAAGCAAUGGCUGGCAGUGUUCUGCUAGACAAGCGUUUCAGGGCAGAGUGUAAAAACUACGGGGUCAUCAUCCCGUACCCUCCAUCAAACCGCUACGAGACGCUGCUCAAACAGAGACACGUACAGCUGCUGGGUCGCUCGAUUGACCUGAACCGCCUGAUCACCCAGAGAAUCUCGGCAGCGAUGUACAAAUCCUUGGAUCAUGCUAUUAGCCGUUUUGAGAGUGAAGACCUCACCUCCAUAGUGGAGUUGGAGUGGCUCCUGGAGAUCAACAGGCUAACCCACAGACUUCUGUGCAAACACUUGACGCUGGACAGCUUUGAUGCCAUGUUUCGUGAGGCCAACCACAAUGUCUCUGCUCCCUACGGACGAAUCACGCUCCACGUUUUCUGGGAACUCAACUUCGAUUUUCUCCCAAAUUACUGCUACAACGGAUCAACGAACCGCUUUGUGCGAACAGCUAUUCCUUUCACCCAGGAGCCUCAAAGAGACAAGCCAGCCAAUGUGCAGCCUUAUUACUUGUAUGGAUCCAAGCCUCUGAACAUCGCCUACUCCCACAUAUACAGCUCCUAUAGAAACUUCGUCGGCCCGCCUCACUUCAAGACCAUCUGCCGCCUGCUUGGUUACCAAGGCAUCGCUGUCGUGAUGGAGGAGCUGCUGAAAAUUGUCAAGAGCCUGUUGCAGGGCACCAUACUGCAAUAUGUGAAAACUCUGAUAGAAGUCAUGCCCAAGAUCUGCCGUCUACCGCGCCAUGAGUAUGGUUCCCCCGGAAUCCUGGAGUUCUUUCAUCAUCAGCUCAAGGAUAUCAUUGAAUACGCUGAGCUGAAGACAGAUGUCUUUCAGAGCUUAAGGGAGGUGGGAAACGCUAUCCUCUUCUGCCUGCUCAUCGAACAAGCUCUGUCCCAGGAGGAAGUGUGCGACCUGCUUCACGCUGCCCCCUUCCAGAACAUUCUGCCUAGAGUCUACAUCAAAGAGGGAGAGCGUUUGGAGGUGAGGAUGAAGAGACUGGAAGCAAAGUACGCCCCACUUCACCUUGUGCCUCUAAUCGAGAGGCUGGGAACCCCGCAGCAAAUAGCCAUCGCACGAGAGGGUGACCUGUUGACCAAAGAGCGCCUGUGCUGCGGCCUCUCCAUGUUUGAGGUCAUUUUGACUCGCAUCCGCAGCUUCCUGCAGGACGGCGUGUGGCGCGGGCCCCCGCCCACUAACGGAGUGAUGCAUGUUGAUGAGUGCAUGGAGUUCCACCGCCUGUGGAGUGCCAUGCAGUUUGUCUACUGCAUCCCUGUAGGCACACACGAGUUUACAGCAGAACAGUGCUUUGGUGAUGGGCUCAACUGGGCAGGCUGUGCCAUUAUUGUUCUGCUGGGACAACAGCGACGCUUCGAUCUAUUUGAUUUUUGCUACCAUCUGCUGAAAGUCCAAAGGCAGGAUGGCAAGGACGAGAUCAUCAAGAAUGUGCCCCUGAAGAAGAUGGCAGACCGGAUUAGAAAGUACCAGAUCCUCAACAAUGAGAUAUUUGCCAUCCUGAACAAGUACAUGAAGGCAGUAGAAACAGACAGUUCCACUGUGGAGCAUGUUCGCUGUUUCCAGCCUCCUAUACACCAAUCCCUGGCCACCACCUGCUGAGAAAAAGCUUUGUUUGAUGGCACAGACACACAUUCCCCCUAAGCUGUGAUGCUGAUUUCUGCUCCUUACUCAUCUUUGAGAGGUAUUAGUCACAAUAAUGGGUCACAAAGCUUUGAAAAAUCGGAAACAAGUUCUCUCAAAUGUUUCCUUUUAUUUAAGUUGUCUUUAAAUUUUUCAAAGACGCUGACCAGAUGGGAGGUAGAAGAGUAUAUUCACCUUUUUUUAUUUAACAUUUUUUUUCUUUUAAACGUACCUCUCUUUGUGUUAUUCUCGCUGAAACUCAUGCAUGCCUUGUCUUAUUCCCUCAGCUGCUCACUUGUGCAUUGGAAAGCGCUUUGAUUAAAAAAACAUCCUGAAAUAUUAAACUGGAGCUAAUAAAGCCCCCAAAAUUAAAAAUGAGAAGAAAGGGAAUUGAUUUUAACAACAAUAUUUACUAGUCUAACAAACGACUCAUGGUUCAAGUCAUAAAAUAUGUUGGUGCUCUCAAAGUGCUCUUUUUGCUAUUGACAUUUCUUGCCUCUGCACCUCCACGCUUCUCUGCUCUGCAUGUCAUUUUUGGAUCCAACUUUGUUUGGAUCGCUUCACAAUACGAUACAAUAAUCGGGUCAGGCCAUACCCAGGGUACACAGUGUCUUAUGAAGAAGUAUUUGACCCCUGUCACCUUCCUCCAUACCUGGCUUGCUUUUUGAAUCAUAGAAACUGGUUGCAUUUCUUUGUGCCACCACCUCGUUUUUUUUUUUUUUUCCUUCUUUCUUUGAUUGCUUUUGCAAGUUCCACACUGUAAACUUCCACUGUUGAACAAAGUGAAGUAUUGAGUGUUGUAAAUGUUCCUGUUUCUAAUUAUUAAUAAUUUAGUUUACACAUCUUUGGUAUACCUGCCUCUACUACUACUACUACUACAAAAAAACAACCUCAAGUGUUUUUCCUUUUCUUUGUCAGCUCAAGAGAUUUUUUAUAUUCUGUACAUGAAAUUAUUUACAAAUUUCUUAUUCAUCUAAGUAUGUGUUUGAUUUUUUGAUGACAAAAAUACAGAAGAAGUGAGAUCUGAAGAAGUACCUCUAGUUCUGACAAGAAUAACUUGCUUUGAUUGAGUGAAUGAUUAGACCUGUCAAGAACUACUUCCAGGCAUAACAAAUUAAAAUGAUGUGUUGAUAGUGAAAUAAAGGGCAGUUUCAUAAAUACAUGUAUCUACUAUCCUUGGACUUUCGGUUAAGGUUUUGCAGUGUUAUAAAAACAUGUUCCCCUUUUUUUCAUUUUGAAGAAAAUAAGAGGAGAGCCUCAAACAGCCCUGUAAUCUCUGUUUAAAAUGGAGAAUGUUUCUUUUGUAAACCCAGUGUCUUUCUUUCAUAUUUAUUCCAGUCCAAACUAUUGUUCAUUUAAAGAUUUAAUCAAGUAAAAAUGAAGGUGCCGAUGUAUCAUCUCCAAACCUAAGCAUGGCAGAAGUAAUUUAUUGUCUUAAGUGGCUCUAUUUGUGACAUGAGGCUUUGUUUAUGAUAUUGUUGUACAAGUGAUGGUGUUUAAAAGUAUGGGGAAAAAUCAUUAAAAUGUGUACAACAAUA
Messenger RNA from Oryzias latipes (Japanese medaka), 5560 nucleotides. It is a transcript of the gene cyfip2, whose product is annotated as cytoplasmic FMR1 interacting protein 2. Gene Ontology annotation, molecular function: small GTPase binding. The record is from RefSeq and is a predicted model, not a curated record. Gene Ontology annotation, biological process: regulation of actin filament polymerization. Lineage: Eukaryota; Metazoa; Chordata; Actinopteri; Beloniformes; Adrianichthyidae.